Scutellospora calospora is the source of this 229-nucleotide messenger RNA. Lineage: Eukaryota; Fungi; Glomeromycota; Glomeromycetes; Diversisporales; Gigasporaceae. The record is from the annotation of a GenBank genome assembly.
AUGUCUACAGAUCAAAUAAAUCGAGUGUUAGCAAUAAAUGAUAGUAUAGUCUAUGCAAGUACAAAGCUAGACAUUGCUAAAGGGACAUUACAUGUUUUUGGAAUGGUUGGAGAUACUGUUAAACCAUUUGUUCCUUUAAUAUCAGUUGUUACAUCACUUAUUGGAGAAAUUAUAACAAUUUAUGAAAAUGCUCAAUAUAAUAAAAAAAUUUGUAAUUCAUUACUUGAUC